GUUAAAGUACUUAUUUUUCUUUUGUGGAGACUGGAGAGUCAUGGGUUUCUUGUCUGCAUAGCUUGUUCUCUUUAAAAACGAAUAAAAAGGAGAGAGAGAAAACAAAGCUUGAGGUUACAUCAAUGGAGGAAGUAUCUCCGGCGGUUGCUAUGAUUUUCCCCGAAACCCAGAUGGAACUCGCAGGGAUCAUGUUGGGUAAAAGCUACCGCAACGGCCAAUACUCAACUCAAGAUUCCGACAACGGAGAUUCUAGACAGGAGACUUCAUGCUCUGUUUCUGAAUCUAGAAGAGUUUUGUCCUCUCCCAACUUCAACAUUAAGAAGCAAUCAUCACCCGCUGAUAUUGCCGCCGCCGGAGAAGAGAUCAACGGUUCAGAUGAGAGAUCGACGGAGAAGAAGAUGAUCAGCAGAACAGAGUGCAGGACUCUGUUCGAGUUCAAGAGCGUGCCUCUGUACGGUGUGACUUCCAUCUGUGGAAGAAGACCGGAGAUGGAAGAUGCUGUCUCCGCGAUACCAAGAUUCCUUCAGUCUCCAACCAAUUCGUUGAUAGAUGGUCGUUUCAAUCCUCAGUCCGCCGCUCACUUCUUCGGUGUCUACGACGGCCACGGCGGUUCUCAGGUAGCGAACUAUUGCAGGGAGAGGAUGCACUUGGCUUUAGCGGAGGAGAUAGAGAAGGGGAAACCGAUGCUCUAUGACGGUGACACGUGGCAGGAGAAGUGGAAUAGAGCUCUGUUCAGCUCGUUCCUCCGCGUUGACUCGGAGAUCGAGUCGGUGGCCCCGGAGACUGUCGGGUCAACGUCGGUCGUCGCCAUCGUGUUCCCGACUCAUAUCUUCGUCGCGAACUGCGGCGACUCAAGAGCCGUUCUUUGCCGCGGCAAGACUGCGUUGCCUUUAUCUACUGAUCACAAGCCGGAUAGAGAAGACGAGGCGGCGAGGAUUGAAGCCGCCGGAGGGAAAGUGAUCCGGUGGAACGGAGCUCGUGUGUUCGGUGUUCUUGCCAUGUCAAGAUCCCUUGGCGAUAGAUACUUGAAACCGUCGAUCAUUCCUGAUCCGAAAGUGACUGCUGUAAAGAGAGUCAAAGAAGAUGACUGUCUGAUACUAGCGAGUGACGGUGUUUGGGAUGUAAUGACGGAUGAGGAAGCGUGUGAGAUGGCCCGGAAGCGUAUUCUCUUGUGGCACAAGAAGAACAUGGUGGCUGGAGAUGCGUCGUUGCUCACGGAGGAGAGAAGAGGGGGAGGGGAAGGAGAAGAUCCGGCGGCAAGGUCUGCGGCUGAGUACUUGUCAAAGCUGGCUUUACAGAGAGGAAGCAAAGACAAUAUAACUGUGGUGGUGGUUGAUCUGAAGCCUCAUAGGAAACUCAAGAUCAAAGCCUUGAGCUGAAACAGAGGGUCCUUUUUCUAUCUUUUAUCAAAGAAUAUAGGUCUCUCAAAGAAACAAAUUAUAAUUUUUAAACUGACAUGUUACAAUCAUGUCAGACAAUGUAGCUUAAAAUGUUAAGCUCAUUGUCUUUACGUCUCAAAAGCCCCUUGUAUUUUUCCUCCUGGGCUUAUUGUAAUAUGGUUACAAUAUACAUUAAUAUAUAGACAUC
This is a messenger RNA of Brassica oleracea var. oleracea, 1587 nucleotides long. Its product is annotated as protein phosphatase 2C 56-like. The transcript has 4 exons. The record is from RefSeq and is a predicted model, not a curated record. Gene Ontology annotation, molecular function: protein serine/threonine phosphatase activity; cation binding. Bases 123 to 1379 code for a protein of 418 amino acids. Gene Ontology annotation, biological process: protein dephosphorylation. Lineage: Eukaryota; Viridiplantae; Streptophyta; Magnoliopsida; Brassicales; Brassicaceae.